AUGGAAGAGCUUUCCACAGCAAACACCAUGUUUGCCCUCAGUACCCUCAAGUAUAUAGAAAAAACAAACUCUGCCCAGAACAUCUUUUUCUCUCCGUGGAGCAUCUCAUCCACCUUGGCCAUAGUUUUCCUCGGUGCCAGGGGCGACACUGAGCAGCAGAUGGCUAAUGUGCUACACUUUAACGAAGUUGGUGGCUAUGACAUCACCACGGGAACCCCAGAGAACGUCAAUGGCUGUGAUUUCACACAGCAGAUACAAAGGAAAAAUUAUCCUGAUGCUGUUUUACAGAUACAAGCAAGAGAGAAAAUCCAUUCAUCCUUCAAGUCUCUCAGCUCUGCAAUCAACAUGUGCUCAGGAGACUAUUUAUUGGAAAGUGCCAAUAAGCUGUUUGGGGAGAAGUCUGCCAGAUUCAAGGAAGAAUACAUACAACUCUGUAAGAGAUACUACUCUGCAGAGCCCGAGGCAGUCGACUUCCUGAAGUGUGCCGAGGAAGCUAGAAUAAAAAUCAACUCCUGGGUCAAGAUGCAAACCAAAGGUGAAAUUCCAAACCUGCUACCCAAAGGCUCUGUCGAUGAAGACACCCAGAUGGUACUGGUGAAUGCUGUCUACUUCAAAGGAAAGUGGAAAACUCCAUUUCAGAAGAAACUCAACCAGCUUUAUCCUUUCCGAGUGAACUCGCAUGAGAGCAUACCUGUUCAGAUGAUGUAUCUACGUGAAAAGCUGAACAUUGGAUACAUAAAGGACCUAAAGACUCAGAUUCUAGAGCUUCCUUAUAUUGGAGAUAUCAGUAUGUUCCUGAUGCUUCCUGAUGAGAUUGAUGAUGCGUCCACUGGCUUGGAGCUGCUGGAAAGUGAAAUAAACUUUGAUAAAUUCAACAAGUGGAUCAGUAAAGACACAAUGGCUGAAGAUGACGUUGAGGUCUACAUUCCUCAGUUCAAAUUAGAACAACAUUAUGAACUCAAAUCCAUUCUGAGAAGCAUGGGCAUGGAGGAUGCCUUCAAUAAGAACAAGGCCAACUUCUCAGGAAUGUCCCAGAGGAAUGACCUUUUUCUUUCUGAGGUGUUCCAUCAAGCCACAGUGGACGUCAACGAGGAGGGCACUGUAGCUACUGGUGGCACUGGGGCAGUUAUGACAGGGAGAACUGGUCACGGAGGCCCACAGUUUGUGGCAGAUCAUCCCUUUACUUUCUUUAUCAUUCACAAAGGUACUAACGUGAUAUUAUUUUGUGGUAGACUCUCCUCACCUUAAAAGGGAAGACCUUAUUUAUAAAUUGUAUUUUGUAGCAUAAACUAUAAGUCUCAGAAUUGUUUCUGCAAGUGCCAAAAGUUUAGAGACUCUGUUACACAUUUCUGUACUUCUGCUGUAUACUAAGUAUAAACUCAAAAGUAACUGUGCUACUGCCAAUGAUGCUUACAGACAAGUCUAUUAAUUACUUUGUUUACUAAAACCAGAUAAUGUCUAUUUGUUCAUCCUCAUUAUUGCUUUGUCUGUAUAGCUGUAGUUUUUACAGUGUUAUUUAUUAUUUAUAUAAUGGUAGUUUUACAAAUUAUUGUCCUCUGUCUAAAGAAACUAACACUGAAGACAGGUGAUCAGACAAUUUUCUAUUUGAAGAAAAGCAACCAUUUGAUCUAAUAAUGAAGCAAAAAUGGGAGUCCUUACAUGCUCUCCCCAAAUAACUAUCCAAACAAAAGCACUUAUAUUUCUAUCCUUGUAUGUCAUAUGUGUGUCUGCAACUCAUCUGUAAUUAGGAAUAUGUAAUAAGUAAGCAGCUUACUUACCCACAGUUAUUUAUUGUUCUCUAUUAGUUAUGUAGAGCACAUUACU
This is a messenger RNA of Peromyscus eremicus (cactus mouse), 1824 nucleotides long. It is a transcript of the gene Serpinb2, whose product is annotated as serpin family B member 2. Gene Ontology annotation, molecular function: serine-type endopeptidase inhibitor activity. Bases 1 to 1248 code for a protein of 415 amino acids. Gene Ontology annotation, biological process: negative regulation of endopeptidase activity. Lineage: Eukaryota; Metazoa; Chordata; Mammalia; Rodentia; Cricetidae. The record is from RefSeq and is a predicted model, not a curated record. The transcript is spliced from 7 exons.